AUGGCAGUCCAACAAUGGAUUACGCCCUUGAAGGGCCUAGACAGUCUCAGCCGAACUGAGUCGCCAAUGCCCACCCCAGGACCGAGUGAGGUCCUGGUGGAGAUCCGCGCUGUGUCUCUGAACUACCGUGACGUGGAAGUGACCAAGGGCGAGUACAAACACCACAAAUCCGCCGAACAAGAUGCCACCAUUGUGCCAUGCUCCGAUAUGUGCGGCGUAGUCACGCAGGUUGGAUCCGGCGUGACGAAAUGGACUGUUGGCGACCGUGUGCUUUCGACUUUCCUCCCCGAUCAUCAAACUGGCCAAGUGACUGAAAAAGAGCUUGGCAGGAGUCUGGGGCUGCCGCAGGAUGGUGUCCUGGCUUCUCAUCGCGUCUUCCCCGACCACGGCCUGGUCCGGGCGCCCAGCUUCAUGUCUGAUGAGGAGGCUGCCACGCUUCCCAUUGCCUCGGUCACCGCUUGGAUGUCGAUCAAUGGAAUGCGACCAUUGGGACAAAGUGGCGGGAAGGACGAAUAUAUUUUGCUUCAGGGAACUGGUGGUGUGGCUAUUGCGGGACUACAAAUUGCAAAGGCGGCCGGUGCGAAGGUGAUCAUCACCUCCUCGUCGGAUGCCAAACUGGACCAGGCAAAGCAGCUAGGUGCUGAUUUCACUAUCAACUACCGCACCAACCCCAACUGGGAAGCCGAGGUGAUGAAGAUUACCCAAAAUCACGGUGCAGAUAUUAUUCUAGAAGUCGGUGGUGCUAAGACCCUUAGAAAAAGCUUUGAUUGUGUCGCUUGGGGUGGACUCAUCAACUGCAUCGGCUACGUUUCGGGCAAGAUGGAUGCUGACGACGAUCGUCUGAAUGUCAAUCUGUUGGCUCUCCGUCGCACAGUCACACUCAAGGGAAUCAUCAAUGGCCCCAAGGACCGGUUCGAGGAGAUGAUCCAUUUCUACGAGGAACACCAGGUUCAACCAGUAGUCAACCGGAUAUUUUCGUUCGCCGAGGCUAUAGAGGCGUUCAAAUUCCUGGAAAGCGGCAGCCACUUCGGAAAGGUAGUUAUCAAAGUCCAAUAG
Molecule: messenger RNA, 1056 nt
Organism: Penicillium soppii
Lineage: Eukaryota; Fungi; Ascomycota; Eurotiomycetes; Eurotiales; Aspergillaceae
Product: zinc-dependent alcohol dehydrogenase family protein
Exons: 3
Coding region: 1-1056 (351 amino acids)
Molecular function (GO): oxidoreductase activity
Source: RefSeq, a predicted model, not a curated record